GCCACUGCUGCCCCUCCCGUCCCCAAAGCUCUUCAUCAGUCGUGUGACUUACGCCAGGGUCGUCUGCGGUUCACCCUGACUCCAUACAUGGCCUUAAUGUACUUUUUAAGGAAUUUGUGCUGGAACCACAGUGAACGGUGGAAGAGAUCAAGAAGAUGAAGAUUGGUGAUCCGCUGGACAGAUCUACAGACCACGGGCCCCAAAACCACAAAGCCCAUCUAGAAAAGCUGCUGCAGUACUGUGAAACUGGGGUGAAGGAAGGGGCCACCCUGGUAUACGGAGGACGACAGGUGCAGCGGUCAGGCUUCUUCAUGGAACCAACUGUGUUCACAGACGUCGAGGACCACAUGUACCUGGCCAAAGAGGAAUCCUUCGGGCCUAUCAUGGUCAUUUCUAAGUUUCCAAACGGGGACAUCGAUGGAGUUCUGCGCCGAGCAAAUAACACCGAAUAUGGUUUGGCCUCUGGGGUUUUCACCAGAGACAUCAACAAGGCCAUGUACGUGAGUGACAAGCUAGAGGCGGGAACGGUUUUCAUCAACACCUACAACAAGACAGACGUGGCCGCCCCUUUCGGCGGAGUGAAGCAGUCCGGCUUUGGGAAGGACUUAGGUGAGGAAGCCCUGAAUGAAUACCUCAAAACCAAAACAGUGACACUGGAGUAUUAGAGCAACGCUAGCAUCAGGAAGCCAUUGACCAACAGUCGCUGAUGAACAAGGAACGAUCUGGGAGCCACAAAAAUAUACAGAAGGACCAAAGAAGACCAAAAAGAAGAUUGCGCCACUUGUGCGGCCAUUUGCCCGAGUAUUGGGUCUCUUGGGGAGCAUUUGCACAAGGACCUCAGUAAAUUCCAGUACGCAUCUUUCCUAUCACAGAGUGUCUUACCUCCGUCAGGUUUUAACAACGUUGGUUAUUGUUGGUAUUUCUAAGUGUGGGAGUCUGCUAUCUCUCGGGAAGAACUAUUCUCUUCAAGGCCUUCCUUCCUCACUCAGCUAUAAUAUAUAGGACUUCUGGGUCUCUAAUCCCUGAGCCAUACAUACAGGAUACCAACAAUUAUUUCUUUACUUUUGCUAUCAAAGAACAGGCUAUCCCCAUAGAAUGUGAUGGCUGUCCUUUUCAUUCCCAUAGUAAAGUGAUCUUGGUGCCUUUGACUAUUCUGUUGCCCAUCAUGACAUGACAAAUGAGCACCCAGGAAAACUUCCUCCAGAACUACCAGCCUGGUACAAAGUUAAGUUCUGAGGACACCAAAAUUACUGACAUUGUCUUUGGUUCUAUAAUUUAAACCCCAGUAAACAUCUUUCUAAGCGAAUUUUGGGAGGUAAACAGCGUGAGACAGCCAAUCUUAGUCAUAAUAGACUGCCUUACUGUCUGGCUUGGAAAAAAUGACCCACCUUCUCUGAGCUUUCUAUGUCUUACUUGUAAAGAGGGGAUCGCAGUGCCUUCUCACAGCUCUGCCUACAAGGACUCCGUGCAAUAAGCAACGCCCCACCACGGUGCUUCACUUGAAAUACUCAAUUGAAGUCUUUCUUUCUGUCACUAUUUUAGAAGUAGUAAGUUAACUGGCUGCACGAGGGAACUUCUUAGAAGGCUCACUAAUCAGUGAAGCUAACUGGUGGGUAAAUGAACUACCUACACUUCUCAGUCAUCAGUGCUUGGAUCCUCUUCCCGCCCAUUCUCCUCACCUAUGGCAUGCGACAGUACAUGCCAACACGUCACAUACAGCACAAUGCGACAACUGUCGUGCCGUAAAAAACGGUGCUCAUUUGCAAUAGUUCACGUCUGUAACGCCAGACUCAGGAGGCCAGGACAGGAUGACCGCUGUCACUUGAGGUCAUCUGGACUAUGCAGAAAGCUCGAGGCCAGUCUGGGUAUCAGAAACAGUAACAAAAGCCAGUCUUUAAAAUGUCAAUGGCAUCAGGGAAAGCAUCACCCUCUCCGUGGCUUUCCUCCUAGCUGCCUACUCACCUCCUCAUGGGACACUCUUGAGUCCCACUCUUUUACCUGUUGGCUCUGCUGCUCGCUGGCUGUGGGAUGUCAGGCAGGUUGGCGACCUCAAGUCUCUAUGGCUUCAUUUGGUGUAUGAAAGACGGUGAUGAACGAACGCCAUGACUUACUUGGAUAGUGAUGGCCUGCAUUUGCCCAGCAUCUGCAUGACAUCAUUGAAGAGCUGGCCGCUGCUCCUGUGUGGUGCUCACGUUGUAUCCCGCUGUGACACGGGUUAAACUACUGCUUCUGACAUGUAACCAGAUGAUGGGAGACUUCCUGGUCACAGAAGGUGGCCACAUCAGUUAGCUUCACUUACAUCUUUCUUUUGAAGUGCAACUUCAAUGAACACUCCUUCUCCGGCAUGGCAGACACUCCUGAGAAGUGCUCGCUCCUUAGAAGACUAUACAGGGGUGUGUACGAAUAACAGGAGAGGCAGAAAACGUUCCCAAGGAAAGACCCUAGCUUGACCAACGCAGCAAAUACUGCCUUCCAGCACGUUUUAUUACACUACAUUCCAUUAUAGCAGUUAACCCAUUCAAUCUUGCCAGAUGAUGGUGAACGAAGCUGUUCUUUACCUGUGCCCAUACACGACAUCAUCUUACAGAAUAUUGUGUCUCUGCUUCCUCCCCAGUUGUGGUCCUUUUCAAAGUCUGUCAGCCUUGAAUCUCUCCUCAGAACCUAAAGGUUUGUUUAAAAUAAAACUCAGUGUACUUACUACAUCCCAUGCACCUCAGUCCUCUGACUUCACCUCUGUUGACUUCUCUAUGUUCUGUCUGUCCUGGAUGCUCUGAUGUUCCUGACACACCAAACCUGCCCACCUCGGGGCUGCUGAAGACAUUGCUUCCUUAUGC
This is a messenger RNA of Microtus oregoni (creeping vole), 2834 nucleotides long. Its product is annotated as mitochondrial 10-formyltetrahydrofolate dehydrogenase-like. The transcript has 5 exons. Gene Ontology annotation, molecular function: formyltetrahydrofolate dehydrogenase activity; aldehyde dehydrogenase (NAD+) activity. Bases 156 to 665 code for a protein of 169 amino acids. NCBI's taxonomy places the organism in Eukaryota, Metazoa, Chordata, Mammalia, Rodentia, Cricetidae. The record is from RefSeq and is a predicted model, not a curated record.